This is a messenger RNA of Arabidopsis thaliana (thale cress), 183 nucleotides long. RefSeq lists its product as uncharacterized. NCBI's taxonomy places the organism in Eukaryota, Viridiplantae, Streptophyta, Magnoliopsida, Brassicales, Brassicaceae. The annotation marks the transcript as partial. The record is from RefSeq and is marked reviewed. The transcript has a single exon.
GACGCGGCUUUUCAAAACAUCAAGAUCCAUCUCAGUUGGAUCAGUUGCUUGAAGCUCCACUUGAAUUCCAUCAAGUUCACGCUUGAACCUGUCCUUAGAGCUCGCAUAGAUCAUCUUGCUUCUCACCUUUGCUACGUCGGGACACCUUUGGCAGCAGCAGCAACAACAACAACAACAAGGUAA